Molecule: messenger RNA, 513 nt
Organism: Tauraco erythrolophus (red-crested turaco)
Lineage: Eukaryota; Metazoa; Chordata; Aves; Musophagiformes; Musophagidae
Source: RefSeq, a predicted model, not a curated record
AUGACGCGGUACCCAGAGCUCAGGCAGUGCCGCCUGACCAGUGAUAUAUUUGACUUUUAUCUAGACAACGGUUACAUAGAAGAGAAGGAGCUUGACGAUUUUUUUCAUCAUCUCCUGGAGAAACUGGAACCAGAGAACACCAUCACAGAAGAAAAAGUUCAGAGGAUGAAAAAGCAAUUCAUGGCUGCCUAUGAUGUCACCACAGAUGGACGCUUGCAAAUGCAAGAGCUUGCAAGUAUGAUUUUGCCGGACGAUGAGAAUUUUCUGCUGCUUUUCCGACGGGAAACUCCCUUGGACAACAGUGUGGAAUUCAUGAGGAUCUGGCGCAGUUACGAUGCUGAUAGUAGUGGCUUUAUUUCAGCUGGCGAGCUCAAAGAUUUCUUGCGAGAUCUCUUUUUGCAGCAUAACAAGACAGUUGCUGAAGAAAAGCUGGAAGAAUAUACUGAUACCAUGAUGAAAAUCUUUGACAAAAACAAAGAUGGGCGGCUGGACCUCAAUGACCUGGCAAGGUAG